AAUGUAUGAGAAGAAUUUCAUAAAUUGAAUCCUUUGCAAGUUCAGGGGAAUUAUGAAGUCUUGUACAUACAGGCCUGGUCAUGGGGGAGAUGUUCAGAGGUACAUGGGAAUUGCUCUGUCUUUUCCAGGAAAUUUAGAUUCUUUGCUACCUUUUGGGAAAACUGAGAUAACAAAAGGAGUAGAAGAAAGUUCUCUAUGUCCAAGUCCCUGUGUCUUUACUCCUACAAUAUACUUUUUACACUUGAAAGAAACCCUUCUUGAUACUCUGCUGAAGUGAGACAGAAUGCAUUGAAGGAGGCAAAAGGCAAGAGGAUCCAGAGAUUCGAAAAUCAGUGUUGGUCUCCUUUAUUUAAUUCUCAGACCUAUAGAGCCAAUGGUGUCACUUUUGUGUGAAAGAACAAGGGAGUGGAGACCUACUGUACAUGCACGGCAGUUAUGUAGAAAAAGCCAUAUGUUGAAAUGCUGUUUCUUCCCUCUUUUGCCUUGAUUUUCUCCCUCUUAAAGCUGACUUAACCUCACCUUGCUCUCACAGAAUGUCUGAGGGUCUUUGAAUUACAGAUUGAACAAAAAAAAAAGUGAAAAGUGAUUCACUAUUUGGUUUGUAAAUAGAUGGAAGUGUGUGCAAGGUCUUACCUGCUUUUCUGUCAGCAUUUAUAUUAAGUGAUAAGUGAAUGAAGAACACAUUGAAUUAUCUCUUGUUUUCUGUCUGGGUUGAAUGUACAUUCUUCUAAAUUUUGUGCGAGGUGUAAGACUGUCAGACAAUCUGAGUAAGAUUUUCUCUGCCAGGCUGGACCAUGGGAGAUGCCAAAUAGCAGAGAAGCCUGGGUUUGAUCUGCUCUCUUCUGACUUCACCUAUAAACAAAGUGGCUCCUUCACUUGUUCACCAGAGCUGAACAAGAAAAGAUACUCAAAAUUACCAGUUUUGUUAAUUGCUCAGAGUGUACAUAUUUUAAAAGCAAGCCAGACCCUUCAGAGCAAGGACUGAGCAGCACUUGUCAUGUUGAGCCUGGUUGGAACUUGCCUUAAAGUGAGAAUUAGUUUUGCUCCACAGUCUGUUUUGUGGUUUUUGGUCUUCUCCUUUCACACAGUUUUGUGGUCUUUAAUAAGUCAUUGUCUGUAAAUCUGAAAGUGGAUGAAGCUACUGCUUCACUGAAAAGCUGUUCCUUCUCCUACUCCAGGGCAAGCACAGCCUUCUGCCCCUCGAGUUUGUGCAUAAUGUUCAUUACUAUUGUCUUUAUUAUUCUUGAGCCUGGGCACUGUAAAUCAAGGUAAGAUGUGUUUUGCUGGGCUGAAGCCCAUCACUGCUCAUUAUUAGGCCCCUCACACUUCCACACUUAAUUGCUGGAUGAGUCAAAGCAUUCAGUUCCUAUAAAGGAAUUGUAUUUAGUGGGAAAUCCAGCAGAAAACUAAGUUUCAGUUGGUGAUGGUUUCCUUACCCUUUCUCCCACUAGUCUGAGGAUUCAGGAUCCUCAUGUAGUGACUCACUUCAGAAGAGAAAAAAAAAAAAGAGGUGAAUUCCUACAGUGGCUGACUUUUAAAAGGAAGAUCUGAAGCACUUUGGAGAGUCAGAUACCUCUGGAAGGAAGCGGUGGGUGCUCUGCAUCAAGAGAGAUUGGGGGAAACUUUCUGGGUUUCUUUAUGUGGAAAAGAGGGGAGACCAGGCUCAAGUACAUAGUACCUGCUGGAAUUUUUUCCCCUGUGGAUAUGGAUAGCAAGAUAGGAAGAAUCUUGAAAAGGCUAGUUCAUGAGAUUCCUUGAUCCCAUCUUGUUCUGUGAAUGCAAGAGUCAUAAGCACAAAACAAAAUUAAAGCAAUGUAUGUUCCUCACCAAUCAGGUAUGUUUAAGAGCUAUUUCUUUCCAGCUGUGUUCAGUUGUUUCUGUAACCUCCUUCCUUCUCUGAACUCCAACUCCUUGUCUCCAGGACUAAAAAUGUGAGAGAGACUAAAGCCAAAGCAUGAUGCUUCAUCUGUCUUGCCACAGGCUGCCAGGUUUUGGUACUGGAUGGUUUUGAGCCUCUGAUCUUUACUUUGGGUCUGGGAGCAGCAGCUUUGGGAGAAAACCAGCCCCUGUAUUAGAACAAACAAGGCAUCUAACAGUUUGUGUUCAGACACUGGCCAUCUUGGGUGCUUCCUUAGGCAUAGCUCUGCUCAGGUGAGAGUGCUGGGUUGUUACUUAGAGCUAAACCAGCCAUAAAUUACCAUUUACAUGCUGCAUUCAAGAGAGAUUUACUCAGCUAUCCUAGAAUAAAUGCCUUGGGAGCUCUGUGGGAUGUGCAUAAUUGUUUGCUUUUGGUUUUACUGCUGUAAACUACCUCUGAGCACUGGGUUAAUGGAAACCUGUGCUUGGGUGUCUGCCUGGGUGUGAAGCAUCCCCAAUCACUCUGAAAACCCUGGGAUCUGAGAGCAUGUCAGUUAGCUCAAAAAAUUAAACCAGCAGCCACCUGAAGUAACAAGGUACAGCAUGUGAGUCCUUCCUUUCUCAUGGAGGACAUUUUUUACAUUACCCUUCAAUUUAUCUCCACAGUCUCUGUCCCAAUUAACUAUGUCCCAUAUUGAUACAGUAAAGUCUUUUACUUAACCCAAACCAGUUAGCACUUGCAUUUUCCAUUUAGGUUAAAUUUUCCAUUAAGGCCAGGAAUGGGACAGCUCCAGCACCUGCUGAACCAGCCUGAUCCUGGGAUUUGAAAUCCAGGGGGCAAUGCUGCAGAAUUUGUAGAGCAGCUGCAUCCUGGAUCAGAAAUGGAGUUCAGUCCUGCUCCACUACUCUGCCUUGUGAAUCUAGACAGGAGUUGGGGGAGCUGCUGUUAAUCCUCAGCUUUCCAGCUGUGCGAGUGAAAGGUCACAGAAUCGCAGAAUACCCUGGACUGGAAGGGACCCACCAGGAUCACAGAGUCCAACUCCUAGCCCUGCACAGAGACUCCAGCAAUCCCACCCUGUGCCUGAAAGUGUUGUCCAAAUGCUCUUGGAGCUCUGGCAGUCUUGGGGCUGUAACCUUCCUUGAGGAGCCUGUUCCAGGUGAGUGUGUUUAAGAUGGGAUGUAUUUGAAACUGCAGAAUGUGAAGUGGGGCAGUUUUUCCCAACUUCUGUCUGUUCAGGAAGUGGGGAACAGGUGAAAGGGCUUGGGACAGAUGGAGGAAACAUUUUACUUAGCUACAAGUUCCCAAAAUUAGAUCUACAAAUAGCUUAUAUCAUUUUUUUCAAACUCUUGAAGGGUUUGAGGUUUUUCUCAUGGGAUAAGCAGUUCAUUUUCUGUUGGCAGAAACUGAGGGCUUGUGGCACUUGCGUGGGAUAGGUGGUCAAACUCUCCUUUGUCAGAUUGAACUUUAAAACCUCUUUCAAACUAAACAUUGCCUCUUUUUUUCCUACUCUUUGCUUAACCUUCGGCAGCUGGUCAUCAGCCUUUGGCCUUAGCAUCCUACUGCCCUCCCACCAUCCCCUGCUGCUGAGCACAGAAGUUCAGUGGGGAAACUGCUUUGGGCUCAAGCAAGACUGUUCUCUCAAAAAUUUGCAUUUACUUCCUAAAAGCAGAAGGCUGGAGGUACAGGGGCAGGACAAUGCAUCUCUUGGUGGUGUGCCUGCUCAGUGUCUGGGGGCUGGCAGCCCCUGAGCAUUAUGCUGUGGAGGACAUCUGCACUGCCAAGCCACGUGACAUCCCAGUGAACCCCAUCUGCAUCUAUCGCAACCCUGACAAGAAGCUGCAGGAGGGUGAGGGGCAGGAGCCAGCAAAGGACAAGCUCCCAGAGUCCACCAACCCACGGGUCUGGGAGCUGUCAAAAGCCAACUCUCGGUUUGCUGUUAUCUUCUACAAGUACCUGGCUGACUCCAAGGACAAUGGGGAAAACAUCUUCAUGUCACCCCUCAGCAUUUCCACAGCCUUCGCCAUGACCAAGCUCGGAGCCUGUGGCAGCACCCUCCAGCAGCUCAUGGAGGUCUUCCGAUUUGACACCAUUUCGGAGAAGACAUCGGAUCAGAUCCAUUUCUUCUUUGCCAAGCUGAACUGCCGCCUUUACAAGAAAGCAAACAAAUCCUCAGAGCUGGUAUCAGCCAACCGUCUCUUCGGGGAGAAAUCUUUGGUCUUUAAUGAGACUUACCAGAACAUCAGUGAAAUCGUUUAUGGAGCAAAACUCUGGCCCUUGAACUUCAAAGAGAAGCCGGAACUUUCCAGGCAGAUCAUUAAUGAGUGGGUGGCUAACAAGACAGAGAGGCGCAUUACAGAAGUGAUCCCAGAAGGUGGGAUUGAUGAUCUCACUGUCUUGGUCCUGGUCAACACCAUUUAUUUUAAGGGGCACUGGAAAUCACAGUUCCCAGUUCCAAACACAAAACUGGAUGUAUUUCAUAAAACCAAUGGUGAGACAUGCCAAGUCCCAACUAUGUACCAAGAGUCCAAGUUCCACUAUGCAUUCAUCUCCCAGGACAAAGUCCAGGUGCUGGAGCUGCCUUACAAAGGGGACGAUAUCACGAUGGUGCUGGUCCUGCCCAGUACUGGGACACCACUGGAGGAGGUGGAGCGAGACCUGACAUCAGAGAAACUGCAGGGCUGGAUAGAGUCCAUGAAGGAGAUGUCUCUCUUAGUCUACCUCCCUCGCUUCCGCAUUGAGGACAGCUUCAGUCUCAAGGAAAAGCUGAGGAAAAUGGGGCUGGAAGAUCUCUUCAGUCCGGAAAACGCCAGACUCCCAGGUAUCAUUGCAGAGGGCCGCACAGACCUGUAUGUGUCUGAGGCUUUCCACAAAGCCUUCCUCGAGGUGAAUGAAGAAGGCAGCGAGGCCUCAGCUGCUACAGCUGUCACCAUCUCUGGCCGUUCCUUCCCUAUGAACAGAAAAAUCUUCAAUGCCAACAGGCCCUUCCUGCUUUUCAUCCGGGAAGCUGCCCUCAACACCAUCAUCUUCAUGGGCAGGAUAGCUGAUCCCUGCUCCUAAAGGGGCUGGUAGGGCCUCACUUCUCCCUGCUCUGCCUUGGGAAAAGGGGGGUGGGGUAUUGCCACAAAGCAUGGGCUGCUCCUGAGGUGGUUGGUCUUGCUGCAGGGAGGGACUCAUCCAGCUGGGCUGUCCCUGCUCUUCCCUGCCAUGUCAGGUGAGGAGGCUCAUAGGUCACCUCACCUGUCCUGUCCUCUGUGGCAGGGAAAGCUGAAUUUCCUCUGGCACCAGUAUUUUUGUGGCGCCCAAGUCCAGCACUGCUGUCCUUCCAAUGUGCCCAACCCUCUGUAACUCUGAUGGCUUGGUUCAUUAAAACCUAUAGAUGUGUAUGUAACAGACUGCUCAUUGAAUGCACAGUUUACACUAAGCCACUUCCUGGAAUUUUAAAAAUUCUUCUUUUAUACCAAAUGGGGCCCCACACCAGAAGGGUGAGUGGAACAGCAGCAGCCAUAAGGCUUGUGCUGGCUGGGCUAGGAACACCCUUCUGCAGCUCCAAGUAGGUGGAAGAGCUGCCAAACUGUUGUGCUCUGCUUGCCAGCAGCUCUGGUGUGUCCUGUGUGCCCAAGCACUGGGACAGUCUUGCAUAGCCAAGGCUUUGGAACCCUUUUUUAAUAUUGAGAUUUCAUCUAAGUUACUGUAGCAGCAGUGCCCAUGAACCAUCACAGUGCCCAGGUAAGGUAAGGAGUUACCUGUAGCUUUGAUAAAAGUACAUUAUUUCACCUGCAAGUUUACUCCAGGAGCUGAGGUGUCCUGGCCUGCUGCCAGGCCACACAUGAUCAGCCUUCUUGUCUUCUCAAGGUGGCUGUACUGCUGCAGGACCUUUGGCAGGGCUGUCCUGAAGAUGCAGAUUUCUCCGUUUCAAUAGCUGCUUCAAACCAGACAGUGAAAGCACAGUUCCUGUCCUCAGAUGAUAGAAAUGGUGUGUGCAGACAGUGGGUUGUACUCCCAUUUGCUCUGGAUUUUGUAGGACCUUUUUGUAGUGAAGGCUUCUCUUGGCAGGAAUUGCCAGAGCAGCCAAGCAGGGAGUGACUUAACUCGGACAGAGCUGGUAUGUCAGGGUCUCUAGUUUUGGAAGCUCUCAGGGUUUGACUCUUUCCUUUUCCUAGCAGGACUGUUUGAGCAUCUGUGCAAGCAGUGUGUGACUGGGACAUGGAGAGCCACCUCCUCCAUUGUCUAUGGCAAACCAUACACAUCUCUGAGGUGUCCUUCAGGGGCUCCUUUAGGUACAUGCUCCCCUGGAGCAGUACCUUGGAAAGAACCUGUGACAGGCUGGGACCCUGGGAGGAAAGGGGAAACAUUUUGGAAAUAAAAGAGUUCAGAAAGCAGCUCUUCCUCUCUCUGCCCUACUCUGACAGUUACCACUGUGGCUUUUCUUGCUGGAUCCCAUCUUCUGCCUGUGAACAUCUCUGGGAGACACACAACCUCCUGUAAUCUCUGCCUUUUCCAGCUGUGCUCCAGGCUGUGGAGGUGGACACUGGCAAAAGAGGAGGGCUGAGGACGUGCCUGGGUCUCCCUAGUAUGGCACUGAACCAAAAUGCUUCCCCUGUCAUAGGCAGCUGGGAAAACAUUGCAAAACUUGGCUUGCAGCAAGAGGACAGGGCUUGCUACUCCUGGGGAGACUGUAAAGGGUUGAGCCUCCUGUGAAGAGGUAAGACAAAACUCAACCAAAAGAGACGCAAGUCAUCUGAGUUGCCAGGAACAGCAGCCUGGCACUGUGCAACCUCUCUCAAGCUGCUCAGCUUGGGACAGUGUGGAGCUGCCCACAGCUGGGACCAGGCAGAAAAUCCACGUUGGGUAAGGACCAGUCAGCUAUAAACACAGACAAGGAACUGAGUAUUAAACCAUUUAAUUCUCAUACCACUCACAUGCAUAAUGUUCUUUUACACAGUGCUAAAAGAAAGAAGAAAAUGCUUUUUUUUUUUUUAAUACAAACAGAAUUUCAAGUAUACAUUUAUAGAAUUUUCCAAGAUUCUUACCCAAGUUGCUAAGUUUUCAUUCACAUUGUUCUUAAAGCUGUCCAACAAGAGCGCUUUUUGCUAAACUGCUUUCAAUGCAAUUGUACAGUCCCCUCUUACUUGUUUUUUUUUCCCCCUUUCCCAAGUCUGGUUCCCCUGCCACCCCUGCCCACCCCCUCCAGCAGUGCUGGCUGUCCCUGGACACAAUGGCCAUGGAGCUUCUGUUUGCCAGUGCCUGCUGGAAGAGGAAAAGGGAAGCAGUUAUGGAGGGCCAGUUUGGAAACAGCUUGGAAAAUCACUGAAGAACAGUCUGAUAUCCACAAGUUACAGCAGGCUUACACUUGAGCCUACUCCAGACUAGUCUGAACACUGACUUUUUUUUCUUGAAAUAAGGACUGCAACCAAAAAUAAAAUAAAAUAAUAAAAAAAGAAUAAUUAGUACAGCAGGAAAUCUCUUAACUAUGAAAGUAAGUCUUGAGUGUUAGGACAUCUGUCCUAAAAAAGGUUUGAUUUAUAGGUCACUAGUUGAAGGUGACAGCACAAUUUCUGUUACCAAUGGUUACUCUGCAAACCAGCUCAGAGCAGAAUCAAUGUGGGACGCACAAACUUGGAUUAAAAAAGAAAACAAACAAACAGAACUGACGAGGGCUCCAUAUUCAUGUUAUGGAAAAACCCCACAACCCCAGUAACAGCUUUCUCCUGGCUCUGCUGUUGAGCUUAGCUCAGCCCUGGGCCGCCAGCUGCGUUGUAACUGGGUGCAACUUCUGACCUGUUAAAAAACGGGGUUUAAAUCUUCUUGACAGGCAAGGGUGGGUCUCUCUUGACAGAUGCCAAAGUCUCCUGACAGCCACCAGCCCCACCAGUGCCUGGGCACGGGGGGCUGCUCCGGGCAGCGUGGGGGCCGUGGGGGGCUGCUGGAGGUAGAGCUGCCAUGCCCAAAGCUCUGGCAGCAUUGCUCCCCCCGAGCUGUGGCUGCCCAGGAGCUGCCUGCCCGUACAGCUGUGUCCCAACCAGCCACAGCUGUACUCGUCUGACGAGUUAAAGUGCAUUGCGGCAGAAAAGGGUUUGCUUUUUUAAUUUUUUUAAAUUUUUUUUUUUUUUUUAAGAGGAACCUAUUUAAAGUGCUGUUCUAGUUUGGAAAGGGACUCUGUUUAGAAAAAAAAUGGCACCUUUUCACAUGAGAGAUUAACUCUCUGUAUGUGUAUAUAUAUAUAUCAAUUUGCAGAGUCAGAUCUGCUAAUGAACAACAUAUAAAAGUGUUUGUAUUUUAUCUUAUUGCUUUUUUUUUUUUUUUUUUGACUGCUGCCUGCUGCCUUGGAAGCAGGAGGGAGAUGGAUUCUCCUUUUACCUUCCCCACCAUUAACUGAUUUCCCAGUGCAGGAAUGUGGUCUCACAGCUCUGGCCCGGGAGACAGUUCACUGUCACACAGCACACAGGAGGUGACAAAGUCCCCCUGAACUGUCACAGCCCCAUGGCCAACCUGCAAAGGGUCACAGUAAGGAACUGGAGGCCAAGAAGGACUGUGGACCCCGAGGGACUCCUGUUGCUCCUGCCAGAUGCCAUUUUCAUUAGAGUCACUUUACAGAGCAGACUUGCAUUUCUGAAACACAGAGGUAAGGAAAACAAAUAUCUUUAAAGUGAAAGCUUUGCUGCUAGAGUGUGUAGUGUGGUAACCUCAGCACUCCAAGAGAGAGAGGUAGUUACUGUCCUGUGAAUACACUGCUGCUUAACGUGACUCCAUUUCUGGAGUGAUUGCU
Catharus ustulatus (Swainson's thrush) is the source of this 8624-nucleotide messenger RNA. It is a transcript of the gene SERPINC1, whose product is annotated as serpin family C member 1. The transcript is spliced from 7 exons. Bases 3554 to 4915 code for a protein of 453 amino acids. Gene Ontology annotation, biological process: regulation of blood coagulation. Gene Ontology annotation, molecular function: serine-type endopeptidase inhibitor activity. NCBI's taxonomy places the organism in Eukaryota, Metazoa, Chordata, Aves, Passeriformes, Turdidae. The record is from RefSeq and is a predicted model, not a curated record.